Molecule: messenger RNA, 714 nt
Organism: Neocloeon triangulifer
Lineage: Eukaryota; Metazoa; Arthropoda; Insecta; Ephemeroptera; Baetidae
Exons: 8
Coding region: 1-714 (237 amino acids)
Molecular function (GO): odorant binding
Source: RefSeq, a predicted model, not a curated record
AUGUUCUCGUUUGGACUGGACGGAGAUUAUUUUUGGACAUCAGGGAUUGAAACAGGGAGCGAGGGGCAAUUUGGUUUCCUGGCAGUCCAGAAGCCCUUAGGAAAAAAUGCUCGCUGGGAACCAGGUCAGCCGGACAACGCGGGCGGCAUCGAGAACGCUGUUGCAGUUUAUGUAAAUGCCUCUUCUGCACGUUUGUAUGAUUUUCACGAGAAGAAGAUUUUGAGAUACAUAUGCGAGGGUUCUGAUGCAACAACAAAUAACACAGCCGGAACAACUGCCAGCAAUGAAUGCGCCUUUACUUACAACGUUAGCCAAAUUGAGAUUGACCAACUUUUAAACAACACCUACAAACUAGAUAUUCGAUUGAAGUGCUUUUUGCGGUGCAUGGGAGAACAAGCAGGAUUGAUGGUUAACGGGGUGUACAUUGACAGUCAAGUUUUAGCAAUUCUGGAGACUAUGGCUCAGGGAAAUAUUAGUGAAUUAUCACAGAAUGUGGCAGUUGCCACUGAAUGCGGAAUAACACCAGAGGGCAUGGACGAAUGCGAUGUAGCUGCAGAAAUUAUAAGAUGCAGCUACGACAAAUCCCCCGAUGUUGUGAGAGGAGUGAUCUCAGCCGUCGAUCGAUCGCUGCCCCGGCCGCCUACCAUUGAUUUUGUUUCUAUGCAAGGCCAAUGCCCAAGUACUGCAACAUGCGUAUUAAAUGUGCGUUCUUAA